AUGGUCGAUAAGAAGCACGAGGAAAAAUUAGUGGAAUUUGAAGGAAUGUAUCCUGAGUUGGAAAAACCGAAAGGAGAAGAAAAGGAUGAUUUGGAGAUGGAGAAGAAGAUGGAAUUUGAUGACUACAAAAAGCCUGAAAAACCACUAAAACAAGAUACCGAACUAGUCGACUGGAAUUUGGUAAUGAAGGCGGCAGACUUCGCCGCCCGUCGUCAUCGUCAUCAGAAGCGUAAGGACAAUGCAACACCAUAUAUCAAUCAUCCGAUUGGAGUAAUGUAUAUUUUGACGAACGAAGCAAAGGUUUAUGAUCCGGUGACACUGGCUGGAGCUGUUCUUCAUGAUGUUGUGGAGGAUACGAAAACGACGUUGGAAGAGAUUCAGAAGGAGUUUGGAGAUGAAGUUUUGGAAGUGGUUAAGGAGUGUACGGAUGAUAAGGGACUCGCGAAGCAGGAAAGGAAGAAGCUUCAAAUUGAGAACUAUGGAAAGCAUAGUCAUCGGGCCAAACUAGUCCAUCUUGCUGACAAACUCUACAAUCUUCGUGAUCUGGAACGAAAGGCGCCAAUCGGUUGGGAUAAGAAGAGGGUCACCGAGUAUUUCAAAUGGGCUCGUGAGGUUAUUGGUCAAAUGAAAGGGACUAAUGAGUCAUUGGAAUAUGCACUCGACGAUGUCAUCAAUCGCCAUUUGGCCUGA
This is a messenger RNA of Caenorhabditis briggsae, 690 nucleotides long. The record is from RefSeq and is a predicted model, not a curated record. The coding region runs from base 1 to 690 and encodes 229 amino acids. The transcript has 3 exons. NCBI's taxonomy places the organism in Eukaryota, Metazoa, Nematoda, Chromadorea, Rhabditida, Rhabditidae. Gene Ontology annotation, molecular function: guanosine-3',5'-bis(diphosphate) 3'-diphosphatase activity.